Molecule: messenger RNA, 546 nt
Organism: Anopheles marshallii
Lineage: Eukaryota; Metazoa; Arthropoda; Insecta; Diptera; Culicidae
Product: mpv17-like protein
Exons: 1
Coding region: 1-546 (181 amino acids)
Cellular component (GO): membrane; cytoplasm
Source: RefSeq, a predicted model, not a curated record
AUGUGGUGGAAAUUCAUCGUAGAGGUGACGAAUGAGUACAAGAUCCUGCGGGGGAUGAUUUCCUACUCGGCGCUCUGGCCCGUCGGUUGCCUCAUUCAGCAGACGUUCGAGGGCAAGCGGCCGAAGAACUACGACUGGGAGCGGUGUCUGCGCUACAGCCUGUACGGCACGUUCGUGUCCGCCCCGAUGCUGUACUGCUGGAUGCGCUGCGCCAACAUCAUGUGGCCCCGGACGGACUUCCGGUCCUCGCUGGCCAAGGCGUUCACCGAGCAGGGCGCGUACGAUCCGUUCGCGAUCGUGCUGUUCUUCUACGGCAUGAGCAUCCUGGAGCGCCGUUCGCAGAGGGAAGCCGGCGACGAGGUGCGCUCCAAGUUCUGGGACACGUACAAGGUGGGGUUCUUCUACUGGCCGGUCGUACAGACGGUGAACUUUUCGCUGGUCCGGCCGAAGAACCAGAUCGUCAUCGCCGGGUUCUUCAGCCUCAUCUGGACGACGUUUCUGGCGUACGUGAAGACGAGUCACAAGCCGGUCGAGGAAGCGAUGUAG